UGUGUAGACAGGUACAUUUACACGGUGCGUUCUUGUGUGCAGCAGUGAAGUUGCACCAACAAACAAGACUUAAAUAACUUAUAUUGCAUCAUUUUGAAUUUCACAAAAGUUAUAAAUUGCCUCUAAUUCGGUUUCACUACAUUCUUCAACUCGAAAACUUACAAAAUCAGUAAAAAUAGUGAAAUACAAACCACUUCUCGGCACCAAAUACGCUCCGUGUAGAACCACCCUAACAAUUUUCAUCACCCUCCUCACACGCACCAGAAACUUGUUUGCCUAAACGAUUGUGACCCUGCAUGAGUGCGCUAAUAGUGUAGAGCAACCCGUAGCAACCGCAGAAAGAUGGCAUACCGUGUCCUGACGACGGCCAAAAAGCUCGAAUCCGUGCUGGUCGGGCUGAACAGACCGCACCGUACUGUGAACGGGCCCGACUGUGAACAGAUCAUUCGCAGCCUAAGCUACCUGCAGUCGAGAAGCAACAAAACGUGGAACGAGUUCCUGCACCGCAUACAGGUGUUCUGCGAGAAGCCACCGAAAGGGUUCGAGAAGUACUUCAAACCACCCGGCGCCGCUAGCGCACAGCAGGCGAAGCAGGCCAACAAGGCAGGUGAAAGUGGGACCAGCAAAGAUGGCAGCAGCAGCAGUGCGGCCGAACAGUCCGCCAGCCAGUCGAACACACCGCCCGGUGCAACGUCACGCAAGAACGACUGGAAUCUGGGCAUGUUUUCGCCACAGCCGGCCCGAGGCAAGGGUGGAUCCAGCGGCAGUGGCGGUUCCGGCCGACCCAUCGGCGGCGGUGAAGAGGGCGAUAAGGAGAAGAUGCUGAUGUUUGGUGCGCUGGCCGGUGUGGCAUUGAUAUCGGCGAUCGCUUUCUUCGAAAUGGGAUACAAAGAAAUUGCGUGGAAGGAAUUCGUGAACAACUACCUCGCUCGCGGUAUCGUCGACAAGCUGGAAGUGGUUAACAAAAAAUGGGUCCGCGUUAAGCUAACGCCCGGCAAUGCUACAGACUCAUCGGGCAUUCUCUGGUUCAACAUUGGCAGCGUGGACUCGUUCGAGCGCAACCUGGAGAGUGUGCAGACGGACAUGAACAUCGAGCCGGUCAACUUUGUGCCGGUCAUCUAUCGGAGCGAGCUGGAAGCGUCCAGCUUAACGGGUCUACUGCCGACACUGCUCAUCAUCGGGUUCCUCGUCUACAUGAUGCGCCGCUCGUCCGAGAUGAUGGGUGGUGGUCGGGGCGGACGCCGCGGUGGAGGUUUGUUUGGUGGCGUCAUGCAAUCGACCGCCAAGCUAAUCAAUGCUAAUGAAAUCAACGUCGGAUUCAAGGAUGUGGCCGGCUGCGAGGAGGCCAAGAUCGAAAUUAUGGAGUUUGUCAACUUCCUCAAAAACCCCCAGCAAUACAUCGAUCUCGGUGCCAAGAUUCCCAAGGGCGCCAUGCUGACCGGACCGCCCGGUACGGGUAAAACGCUGCUUGCGAAGGCCACGGCAGGGGAAGCGAACGUACCCUUCAUUACCGUGUCCGGGUCGGAGUUUUUGGAAAUGUUUGUCGGCGUGGGACCGUCGCGCGUACGCGACAUGUUCGCCAUGGCCCGCAAGAACGCGCCGUGCAUUCUCUUCAUCGACGAAAUCGAUGCGGUCGGACGAAAGCGCGGCGGUAAAAGCUUCGGCGGCCACUCGGAGCAGGAGAACACACUGAACCAGCUGCUGGUGGAGAUGGACGGGUUCAACACGACCACGAAUGUGGUCGUGCUGGCCGCCACCAACCGGGUGGACAUCCUCGACAAGGCGCUGCUGCGACCGGGCCGCUUCGAUCGGCAGAUCUACGUGCCCGCCCCGGACAUUAAGGGGCGUGCUUCCAUUUUCAAAGUGCAUUUGGGCCCGCUCAAGACCGACCUGGACAAGACGGAUCUGGCCCGCAAGAUGGCCGCCCUGACGCCCGGCUUCACCGGGGCGGACAUCGCGAACGUCUGUAACGAGGCCGCCCUGAUUGCGGCGCGCGAUCUGAACGAAUCGAUCGUGAUGAAGCACUUCGAGCAGGCAAUCGAGCGCGUGAUCGCGGGCAUGGAGAAGAAAACGAACGUGCUGUCGCCGGAGGAGAAGCGCACGGUGGCGUACCACGAGGCGGGCCAUGCCGUGUGCGGCUGGUUCCUCGAGCACUCCGAUCCGCUGCUGAAGGUGUCGAUUAUUCCACGCGGCAAGGGUCUCGGGUACGCCCAGUACCUGCCGAAGGAUCAGUACCUGCUGACGACGGAGCAGCUAUACGAUCGCAUGUGCAUGACGCUCGGGGGCCGCGUGUCGGAGGAGAUCUUCUUCGAGCGCAUCACGACCGGUGCGCAGGACGAUCUGAAGAAAAUCACCGACAGUGCGUACGCGCAGAUUACGCGCUUCGGCAUGAACAAGAAGGUGGGCAACGUGAGCUUCGACAGCUCGCAGCCGGGCGAUCCGAUGUUCGCGAAACCGUACUCGGAACAGACGGCCCAAAUCAUCGAUGAGGAGGUGCGCGCCCUGAUAGACCGAGCGUACGUGCGAACGAAAGCGCUGCUGACGAAGCACCGGGCCGACGUGGAGAAGGUGGCGGAGCGUUUGCUCAAGAACGAAAUUCUCAGCCGCGACGACAUGAUCGAGCUGCUCGGCAAGCGCCCAUUCCCGGAGAAGUCGACGUACGAGGAGUUCGUGGAGGGUACGGGCUCGUUCGAGGAGGACACCACGCUGCCGGACGGGCUGGCCAGCUGGAACAAGGAGAAGGGCCAGGAGAAGGAGCCCAGCGCAAAGGACGACGAUGGCGGCAAGGUGAAGGCAUAAAAAUCGAUCGAGAGCGUCAUUGUUGUUUAGUUGAUCAAGAGAAAAGUUACUGAAUGUGUUCCACUAAUGCCACGAAGAGGAAAAUAAAAGCUACACACGAGCGACACAUGCUGCGAGCCACACACGCGUAAAGAGUUCGCAAGUCACUUUCGUUUCGCCCCAUCCGUGGGUUGGUAUUUGCAGCAACAGUAUGAAAUAUUACGAUUUUUGAGGCGCUUAUAGAAUUAGCUGACGCGAGUGGAAAGGCAUAUGAUGAUGCUACAUGCACAAACAGUAAAUGAUGAAUGUUGUAGGACCCAGCCAAACAAGCAACAUUGACCCGGGAUAGUCAAAGCAAGCAUUGUGGUAUGAACUUGUAUUUGUACUUACAUGUUACCCCCCGUGCGGUUUUAACACGAUCUUCACACUUCAUCAAAUAAAUUGGAUAGUUGAA
Molecule: messenger RNA, 3232 nt
Organism: Anopheles merus
Lineage: Eukaryota; Metazoa; Arthropoda; Insecta; Diptera; Culicidae
Gene: Afg3l2
Product: AFG3-like protein 2
Exons: 6
Coding region: 343-2799 (818 amino acids)
Biological process (GO): mitochondrial protein processing; protein-containing complex assembly
Cellular component (GO): membrane; m-AAA complex
Molecular function (GO): ATP-dependent peptidase activity; ATP binding; zinc ion binding
Source: RefSeq, a predicted model, not a curated record